Messenger RNA from Daldinia vernicosa, 1375 nucleotides. RefSeq names its product glyceraldehyde-3-phosphate dehydrogenase. Bases 194 to 1207 code for a protein of 337 amino acids. The record is from RefSeq and is a predicted model, not a curated record. Lineage: Eukaryota; Fungi; Ascomycota; Sordariomycetes; Xylariales; Hypoxylaceae. Gene Ontology annotation, biological process: glucose metabolic process. Gene Ontology annotation, molecular function: oxidoreductase activity, acting on the aldehyde or oxo group of donors, NAD or NADP as acceptor; NAD binding; NADP binding. The transcript is spliced from 3 exons.
UUAGUAACCCCUCCAUAUCCCUCUUUUCACUCAACAACAACAUAUUUAAUCUGGUCUGUCUACCAUCUACCUCUUUCAAUUAUCUUCUCUUGUUAUUCUUUUCUAAUCAAACUUCUUCUAGUCUACGCCAGAGCCCAGCAAAACAGAACAACAACAACCUUUCCAAUUUAAAUAAUAAUAGACUCAGUCGAAAAUGGUUGUCAAGGUUGGCAUCAACGGAUUUGGCCGUAUCGGCCGUAUCGUCUUCCGAAAUGCUGUCGAGCACGAGGACAUUGAGAUCGUUGCCGUGAACGAUCCCUUCAUCGAGACUCACUACGCUGAAUACAUGCUGAAGUACGACUCGACUCACGGCAUCUUCAAGGGAACCGUCUCCCACGAGAGCGACGGCCUCAUUGUCAACGGCAAGAAGGUCAAGUUCUACCAGGAGCGUGACCCCGCCAACAUCCCCUGGAAGGAGACUGGUGCUGAGUACAUCGUCGAGUCGACUGGUGUCUUCACCACCACUGAGAAGGCCAAGGCUCACUUGAAGGGUGGUGCCAAGAAGGUCGUCAUCUCUGCCCCUUCUGCCGAUGCCCCCAUGUACGUCAUUGGUGUCAAUGAGAAGACCUACGACGGCAAGGCCGAUGUCAUCUCCAACGCCUCUUGCACUACCAACUGCCUUGCUCCCCUUGCCAAGGUCAUCCACGACAAGUUCACCAUCAUUGAGGGUCUCAUGACCACCGUCCACUCCUACACUGCCACACAGAAGACCGUCGACGGUCCCUCCAACAAGGACUGGCGAGGUGGCCGUACCGCUGCUCAGAACAUCAUUCCCAGCAGCACCGGUGCCGCUAAGGCCGUCGGCAAGGUCAUCCCCGACCUUAACGGCAAGCUCACUGGAAUGUCCAUGCGUGUCCCUACCUCCAACGUCUCUGUUGUCGACUUGACCAUCCGUAUCGAGAAGGGUGCCACCUACGACGAGAUCAAGGCCGCUAUCAAGGAGGCUGCUGACGGUCCUCUCAAGGGCAUUCUCGCUUACACCGAGGACGAUGUCGUCUCUACCGACUUGAACGGUAACACCAACUCCUCCAUCUUCGAUGCCAAGGCCGGUAUCUCUCUGAACAAGAACUUCGUCAAGCUCGUCAGCUGGUAUGACAACGAGUGGGGCUACAGCCGACGUGUCCUUGAUCUCCUGUCCUACAUCGCCAAGGUUGACGCUGGCAAAUAAUUUCCUACAAUUUAAUGAAAAGAAAGCUCUGACGGCGUAAUCAAAACGUGCGGGUGGGUUUUCGUCCAAAUAAUGACUGCCAGGGAAUAUGGCUGGGCUCGGUUGAGCAGUACGACAUUAUUAUGAAUCAUCAUAGAUAAAUGAAAUAAACAAAAAAAAUCAUCUUGA